This is a messenger RNA of Aureobasidium vineae, 3372 nucleotides long. Lineage: Eukaryota; Fungi; Ascomycota; Dothideomycetes; Dothideales; Saccotheciaceae. The record is from the annotation of a GenBank genome assembly.
AUGACGUCUAGUCAUACCCCAAACAUGGCAGCCGCUUCGUUCGCCCAGAGACGCUCGACGAAUUCUCAGCAAUCAAAUUCCGUCCCUUCCACGCCGCACCAACAUCCGCGAGACCUUCGCUUCCGUUCGCGAUCGCCGUCUCCCAGCAAGACGCUAGGCCACAAUACUCCUCACCACGCUGCUCCUGGAGCCACCGGUACUCCGACCGCAGCGAAGCCGACACAAGAGUUUUGUAAAUUCGAGACUGGCCCUGAGUUCAGAACACGACGAAUCCCCUACCUCGAUGGUGGCGAUGUUCCUUUACCGCCGCCAACAGAAGAGCCCAAGGUGGCUCUCGAACCAGAGCAGGACGAAAGGCUCAGUGGCGAUAUGAGAGAACUCUACGACCGAUUACUACCGACAGAAGAGAGCGAAGAAAGAAGACGGAAACUCGUCCAGAAACUAGAGGACAUUUUGAAUGGAGAAUGGCCCGGCAAUGAGAUCAGAGUCAAUGUGUUUGGGUCUUCGGGCAACCUGCUCAGCUCGAACGACUCUGACGGUGCGUACUCUCAUGCCCGGCUCUUCCUAGCCUCCCCUUUGCGUACGCUGAUCGUUUCUCGCANNGUUGAUGUUUGUGUAACGACACCCUUGAAAGCGCUCGAGUCCAUGCACACCUUGGCUACCGUUCUUCACCGACAUGGCAUGCAAAAUGUUAUCUGCAGAGCAGGAGCAAAGGUUCCAAUCGUCAAAGUGUGGGACCCGGAAUUGCAACUGGCGUGCGAUCUGAACGUCAACAACCCACUGGCUCUCGAGAAUACGCGCAUGAUUAAGACAUAUGUCCAGAUCGACGAGCGAGUACGGCCGCUUGCCAAGAUAAUAAAGUACUGGACGAAAAGGAGAAUAUUGAAUGAUGCUGCCUUUGGAGGCACUAUCAGUUCCUACACAUGGAUAUGCAUGGUCCUCAAUUUCUUGCAGACCCGUAAUCCGCCCAUCCUCCCGUCUCUCCAGAAGAUGUCCAGUUCCCGCUCCAUCCAAGUCAACGGCCAGACUGCAGCAUUCGCCGAUGAUCUAGAAGAGUUGCGCGGGUUUGGAAAAGACAAUCAUGAAAGCUUGGGACAGCUUAUCUUUCACUUCUUUCGAUAUUAUGGCUAUGCCUUCGACUAUGCAGAGCAUGUGGUGUCAGUCAAAGAAGGAAAGCCAAUUCCGCGCAAAGAGAAGGGAUGGGACCCAAGCAACCACCAAGAGAAGGAGGCGCACAACCGGCUAUGCGUCGAGGAACCCUUCAACACCCAACGAAACCUCGGAAAUUCUGCCGACAACUACGCUUUCACUGGUAUACACAAGGAGAUACGAAGAGCUUUUGACUUGAUCAAGGACGGCUCUGGUCUUGAAGACUGUUGCGCUCAGUUCGAGUGGCCUGUCGUCGAGAAGAACAUAUUCCAAAGGCCGACACCGAAGCCUAAACCUAUUCUCACACGAAGCGCUUCUCAGUCUGGUCGGCCCAACAAUGGGAACAGCCAAGGGCGAGGAAAUGGGAAUGGCGCAAGGAACAACCGUAAUUCAUCUAACCAGCGGACUAACGGCCGUAGAUCAUCGAGUGGAACAGCCUACGGCAACCAAAGGAUGCCAUAUGUCAUGAGCCCGCCGGUCGGGAUCAACCCUGCAGAUUACUUCUCAUCCACGGCCAUCUCGACUGACCAGCUGCACAAUCAGCUCUACAAGCAAUAUCGCUUCUUGCAAGCCCAACAAGAAGCACUGAGAAACCAGCUCUUGCAACAACAGCAAACACAGGUUCAAUUGCAACAGGUUCAAGCCCAGGCGCAAGCUCGUGGUGUCGAUCUGGGUACUUCACCUCGUUCGCGACAGUUUGCCAAUAACGCUCCAAGCCCGCAUAGUCCAAGGACCUUCGAGCACUCUCCCACAGCACCACCACUUUUGCCUGGCUACCUCUAUCAUUAUCCGGCAAGAUACCCUCCGCCGUCACCUUUGUCUCAGUCAAGGAAUACUGAGGACACCAUUAUUGGUUCUUCUUCCCCCUCGCUGCAGAGCGCAGCCNCUAAUCUGCGGAGGGGCGCACAUCGCGGUUCUAUCAACGAAGGCACGCCUAAUGCUUCAGCUCGCUCGCAAUCUCAGCCCGGGCGUUCAUUCCCUAACCCUUUGACUCUUCAGGGUCUUGCUCAUCCAGGUUACGAUGUGUCUGGGGCCAUCGCCACCUCGUACAUGCUGCCACGGUCAGUGCAGCAAUUUGCUCAGAUGCAGCCAAAUGGCUCAGUAAGACAAGCCAAUGGUGGCUUCUCUACUGAGACCGCCAUGCCUAAGGAAUAUGUCGGGUACUACGUCGGGCAGUCUCCUCAACUUGUUCCCCAGUUUCAGACUGGCAACUUGGUACAGGUUCCACAGCUAAGAGACAUUGCUCCACCAUCGGACAGACGCAUAUCUCCUGAGCUUGGAAUCCAUAUCCCUGACGGCAUGCGACAUCAGUCUCGUUCACCUUCGCCAUUUGACGGCGGUCGUCGGCACUCAAGCUCGGCAUCUGCUCAUCCUAUCACAGGUUCUCAAAUUUUCCCCCAACAGCCUCUACAGUCUGUGCCGAUCCAGCCCAGGCCCAGCGACAACCAGGGACCUGUUAUCGUCAACGGGUCCAACAUGGCAAGUACGAGACAACGACAGCCUUCUGUGACGAUAGCCUCGACUCCAUUAGUCCAGAAGGAUAGUGAACCGACUCCCGAUCUUGUUCCAAUUGAGCAGAUACAGCAGAUGUCUUUGGAUGCAUCUAUGUUCCAUACCAACGGUCAGCAGCAUGACAUGGGUGAGGCCGCUCCUAGGCACUUCAUUCAUCGCACGAACGGACACACAGUUGAGCCUUCGCUGCCGGCUCAUGUAGCCCAGAAUGUCCCGACACCUGUCUGGAGGCAAAACGCCCCUGACCCCCAGGGAGUUUCGAGCCAAGCUGCACCCGUUUCACGAGUUCAAGACACCAAUCAUGCCUCUUCAUCGAACCCGAAUGACUCUAUGCAAGCUGCUUCGCUGCACGCCGCUAUGGGACCGCUUCUAUCUCCUGUCGCCGAGAUUCGUACACCAUCGCCUGCAACUGGCCGAGCGGCCGAACCCUCCAAACUCGGACCCCACCACAAGCUUGCGCAAAACGUGCAGAUUGUCAAUGGCAAGCAUGCAGAAGCGACGUCAAAGCCUCAGAAUGGAUAUCCGAGCCGCAAUGAGAAUGGCAAACAUCAAGCUCUUGCAAACAAUACCCAUAAUUCUUGGCAGCAGGCCCCAGCAAGAAAGGGACACAAGAAGAGCAAGUCAAACACAGCGUCCAAGGGCUCACAUGCUCCAAAGACUGGUGGUGGGGAGCCUCUGCCUGCUAACGAGGCCGAUCGAAAGGGAGGAUGA